Molecule: messenger RNA, 897 nt
Organism: Candida dubliniensis CD36
Lineage: Eukaryota; Fungi; Ascomycota; Pichiomycetes; Serinales; Debaryomycetaceae
Gene: HIS1
Product: ATP phosphoribosyltransferase
Exons: 1
Coding region: 1-897 (298 amino acids)
Biological process (GO): L-histidine biosynthetic process
Cellular component (GO): cytoplasm
Molecular function (GO): magnesium ion binding; ATP phosphoribosyltransferase activity
Source: RefSeq, a predicted model, not a curated record
AUGGAUUUAGUCAAUCAUUUGCCCGAUCGUUUGUUAUUUGCUGUUCCCAAAAAGGGCAGAUUAUAUGAAAAAUGCUGCAGCUUAUUGAGCGGUGCCGAUAUACAGUUUAGAAGAUCUAAUAGAUUGGAUAUUGCCCUUUCCACAAACUUGCCAAUUGCAUUAAUCUUUUUGCCUGCAGCCGAUAUUCCAGUUUUCGUUGGAGAAGGUAAUUGUGACUUGGGUAUAACUGGGUUAGACCAGAUCAAAGAAGCAGACCAAUUCGACAACAUUGAGGAUUUGUUGGAUUUGAAGUUUGGCUCAUGUAAAUUGCAGAUCCAAGUUCCUGCAAAUGGCGAGUACGAAAAACCCGAACAACUCGUUGGAAAGAAGAUUGUAUCCUCCUUUACAAAGUUGAGUACUGACUAUUUCAAGAAAUUAUCCGACAAACCUACGAAUAUUAGAUACGUUGGUGGUUCAGUUGAGGCUUCUUGCGCAUUGGGUGUUGCCGACGCCAUUGUCGAUUUAGUUGAAAGUGGAGAGACCAUGAAAGCUGCUGGAUUAAAGGCGAUCGAAACCAUAUUGGAAACUUCCGCUCAUUUGAUUUCCUCCAAGAAAACCAAAUUUCCAGAAAUGGUCAACAUAAUUGUCCAAAGACUUCAAGGUGUUUUAGCGGCUCAGGAAUAUGUCUUGUGUAACUACAAUGCUCCAAAAUCCAUUCAAUCAAAGUGCUUAACCAUUACUCCAGGUAGAAGGGCAGCCACUGUCUCCACUUUGGAUAAACACAGUGACGACGAAGAUGACUGGGUUGCCAUUUCUUCCAUGGUUAACAGAAAGGAAAUUGGUAAUGUAAUGGAUGAAUUGAAGAAAGCUGGCGCAACAGAUAUAUUGGUGCUCGAGAUAUCAAAUUGUAGAGUUUAA